AUGUCUUCCAUCAUUGCAGUAGCCGGAGGCAUAGGCGAUCUCGGUCGUGCUAUCGUAGAGGCUAUUCUCGCCGAUGGCAAGUUCCCAGUCAUCGUAUUGAGCAGGAAGGCGGAUGAAGACAGGGAGAAGGAAAUCGGUGCUCGUAUUCUGCCGGUCUUGGAAGAAAACAAUGUGCAUACGGUCAUCUCCACCCUAAAAAACAUGGCUUCAAUGCAGCCAGAGUUGAACUUGAUCGCUGCUGCCGAUCAGGCCGAGAUGACCAAACGAUAUGUUCCCAGCAUCUGGGGCGCCAAGUUCAGCAGAAACUUGGAGUUCUCGGCUUGGUACCCUGGAUACUUCGCUGACUACUAUGUGUGCCCGCCCCUCAAAAGCCAUCUCAAGAGCAUGGCCAUGGUCGUGGAUGUCGUCAACAACAAGGCAGGCAUUCCAGGUUCUGGGAACGUCCCGGUGGCGUUGACGUUCACAUCGGACUUGGCCAAUGGGAGAAGGAGACUGACUCAUCUCGUCGGCGACAAGCUGACAUGGAAUCAGCUCGUCGAGCUCGCUGAAGCAGUCAAGGGUGUCAAGUUUGACGUAGCUUAUGAUUCGAUUGAAACUCUGGAAGCUGGAAAGGUGACGAGACUGCCUCGCCACAGAUCACCUUAUCCUUACAUUUCCGACGAGCAGCUACAGCCCAUGUUUGCAAUCUUCGGUCUCAUGUUCGAAAGGGGUGUUUUUGACUUCAAAGUAGAGAACUCUAUCGCCCAAGAUUUUCCUGAUAUCAAACUGAGGUCUAUGAAGGAGUUGCUGGAAGAGGCUUACAAGCUUGGAGUUUGA
Messenger RNA from Colletotrichum phormii, 816 nucleotides. RefSeq lists its product as uncharacterized. Lineage: Eukaryota; Fungi; Ascomycota; Sordariomycetes; Glomerellales; Glomerellaceae. The record is from RefSeq and is a predicted model, not a curated record. The transcript is spliced from 5 exons. Bases 1 to 816 code for a protein of 271 amino acids.